This is a messenger RNA of Lentinula edodes (shiitake mushroom), 765 nucleotides long. RefSeq lists its product as uncharacterized. The record is from RefSeq and is a predicted model, not a curated record. The transcript has 4 exons. Lineage: Eukaryota; Fungi; Basidiomycota; Agaricomycetes; Agaricales; Omphalotaceae. The coding region runs from base 1 to 765 and encodes 254 amino acids.
AUGGAACCAGACAGCACUGCAGACUCGGAAACAGGAAGUCCUACUCCCUCUGGAUGGUGGAGAAGGCAAACAUACGACUAUUGCAGCUAUUAUCUGGAUGGUGAUGGGAUCAUCCAAAAGAUAUAUCACAACCCAGCAGACGUAGAGGAAUCGAGGACAAGAGGACGAGCGAGGCCUCCCCCUCCUCAAAAGGGAGCUCUUAAGAAGACCGAAAUCCCCAGCUCUGCCAAGGAUGCUGUCAGGGGAUCUACCCCAGUUAGCUUUGAGCCUCCAGCGCGGCCUCCAAAGUACUUCUUGCAAGGGAAACCUCGUAUGAGCAAUGCUGCGGACGACUCGUAUGGACCUACAAAGUUGGAGAUGAAUCGGUUCAGAUCGCAUGAUAGCGAGGGAGAAACAGCCUGGCACUCUAGUCAGUCACCGAAUGACCUCGACGCUCCUCCGCCUGAGACCACAACUCCCAGGAUUUUAGGGACGAUAUAUGUCCACAGGAAUACUAGAGAUGGGGGCUAUCAAAUCUGGGUCUGGUGCAAUCACAAAGGUAGCGAACGAGAGCUCUGGUGGCGGGCUGUAGAUCUGGAGAAUGAGCAGUUCGCACACCCCAAGAUUGCAACGAGGUCACUAAAGUUAACUUCUGGGGGGAAACCUAGUUGGGUUCUGAAUAGCACGUUGACAACGUAUCGAAACCGGAGUGCAAAGCGGUCCAGGUCGCGACCCGCCACAGGCUCGACAUUAGGUUCUACAGAGUCUGCUAGUGCAGCAAAAUGA